UGGGACGCUGAAAGCCAGCGUUGAGCGUCGUCGCGUGACGUCACUUGACGCUUGCGUCAAGAAAGAGAAGUUGGAUAUUUCCAACUUCAAGCGUCGAAACAGCGCAAGCAGCGUUGAGCCAGUAUAAUACAUGUGUAAUAAUCGCGCGAUAGAAAGGUUUUGGUGUAUUUCAAACAAAUAAACAUGGAAGAUGACUUUAGAAUUGUACACACUUGCGGAAUAUGCGAGGAAAUAUGUGAAGUCGAAAACUUUAAAAGUCAUUCCUGCUUGGAAGGAUACAAUAAUUACAUGAUUGAUGAAAAUACUUUAUAUUUUUAUCCAGUAUUAGAUGAUGGGACUACAAUUAUUAGACGCAGUGAAAUUAAUAAUCAGGAGAAAAUAGUAGCAGAACCAUUUCAACAAGUACGUACGUCAACUACAUUAAAUAAAACUAAAACAAGUAAAAGAACAUCAAAAUUUAAUUUUGACGACGAAGAAACGUUGAUACUCGAGGUACAAAACAGACCUUCACUAUGGAACUAUUCAUUAUCAUUAAGAGAGCGAAACGGAAAACUAAAAAAGCAAUGUUGGGAGGAAAUUGCUCAAAUUUUUAACGGAAAAUUUAGUACAGAAGAAUUAAAAAUCAGAUUUAAAUCACUUCACGACACAUAUAGAAAAAUUAUUCACUCGGAACAUCAGGCAAGUGGAUCUGCUCGACAAGACAUAACGAAAAAGUGGUCUCAUUAUGCAUCCAUGCAAUACCUUCGUGAUUCCUGCUUGUAUAAAACGACUAUGUCUAACAUUGGAAUUAAUGAAAGGAUACAUAAUCCAUCAAGUGCAAAUGAUGACGAAGAUAAAUUAGAAAGUAUUCAAACAGGUAUUGGAAAAGGUUUUUAUACACUGUUAUUAAAACAUAAGGACACCAAUGAAGACUCAACCGAAAGAAGAAAAAAACCGAGAAAAGAGGAAACUACAAAUGCAAUCGAAAGAAUUGCCGAUGCUAUUUGCCAACCUAAUGAUUUUCUUUUACCUUCACCCCCUAUGCCGGAUGAAAUAGAUUCUUUUUUGUCUACUGUAGGACAUCGUUUAAGACGAAUGUCGCCUCGAGUACAAUUAGAUUUAAUGCAAGAGAUAUUUGACAUUACAUAUAGAGCAUUAAUAAGUAAAAAUGCGUAAAAAAUAUAUAUAACUUUUUUAAACGUGCAAAGUAAGAUAAAAAUAUUUUUGUUUUUGUUUUUUAUUAUAAUUAUUUUAUUUUAAAAUUUAUUAGGCAUAUGUGA
Molecule: messenger RNA, 1259 nt
Organism: Monomorium pharaonis (pharaoh ant)
Lineage: Eukaryota; Metazoa; Arthropoda; Insecta; Hymenoptera; Formicidae
Exons: 7
Coding region: 184-1155 (323 amino acids)
Biological process (GO): regulation of transcription by RNA polymerase II
Cellular component (GO): nucleus; transcription regulator complex
Source: RefSeq, a predicted model, not a curated record